AUGCGCUUUCGACAGAACUCUGCGUUUGUGUGGUACCGUUUGUGUGCAAGGAGUAGAGUGCUGCCAUUCUUUUCCUUUGAAUUAAAUUAAUUUAGUCGUCAUAGGUUUAGAAUUUAUCAUAUUAUAGUUCUGUUAUUUAACCUGCAUACAUAGAGUCUGUGAAGAGAAAUCAAAGGUGACAAAAUGAGUGAGAUUGAACCAUCCAAAUUGAAGGUCGCGGAGCUUCGCGCGGAACUGCAAGCGCGUGGACUUGAUUCAAAGGGAGUGAAAGCUGUCCUUGUUGAUCGACUUGAGAAUGCUUUGCUUGCCGAAGCCGAGGAAGUAGGGAAUGAGAACGAACCUGCGGAAGCAGAAGAGGAUGACAAUUUUGACGAAGAUGUUGUAGAACUAGCACAAGAAGCACUACCAGAAGCAGAGCAAGGAUUUGGUGAUGAAUUUGGAUUUUCAGGGGAUCAGGAUGGAACCAGCCAAGAAGCAGACGAUCUCUUGCAAGCAGGUGAAGAGGGUGGAGAUGACCAACUCUUGGCAGACUUGGAAAUUCCUCCAGCUAUGGAGGAACCGGAAGCAGAAGUAGAGCCAGAACCGCAAGAAGAAGCUAUGGUGCAAGAGGAGGAUGCUAUGCCUCAAGUUACAGAAGGUGAACCAGAAGCAACGAAUGAACAGGAGCAGGUUGAACAGCCACCAGAAAGCAUGGAGCAAGAAGCCCAACCACAAACAGAAGAGAAGGAAGGUGAAAAUAAAGAGCAGUCUGGAGAUGGAGACAAGAAAGAAGAAGGUGACAAGGAUAAAGAAAGGAAGCGCGACUAUGAGAACAGGAACCGUGAUCGCCGAUUUGGAGGCAGAGAUAGAUCUCCCAGGAGAAGAACGCCCCCUCCUGUGGUUAUGGAAGAAGAUGAUGAUAUACCAGAUACACAGUGUGUGCUCAGCAAAUACCUGUCUGACUUGAAUCUAAAAAUUGGCAAAGAUGGCUACAAUGCUUGUCCCCUCAGCAUGGAAGGAUUCGCAUACAUGUGGGGUGGAGUCAAGGCUACACAUGGUGUGAAUAAAGGGAAAAUCGGAUAUGAAUGCAAGCUGGAGUCCCAAGCUGAUGUGCGCCAUCUACCUCCUGAAGAGACCAACAGACAUGUUGUCCGUGUAGGAUGGUCCAUUGAUGCAUCUUCUCUUCAGUUGGGAGAGGAAGACUUUUCUUAUGGGUAUGGAGGAACAGGAAAGGCAUCGGUCAAAUGCAAGUUUGAUAACUAUGGAGAGAAGUUUGGUGUGGGAGAUGUUAUCGGUGCAUAUGUGGACUUUGAAGGAGAGAAGCCGACAAUCUCAUACACCAAGAAUGGCAAUGACCUUGGUGUUGCCUUCACCAUUGAAGAAGACCUAGAAGGCAAAGCCUUGUUCCCUCAUGUCAUGGUCAAGAAUAUCUCAGUGGAGGUCAACUUUGGCCAGAAGGAGGAGCCUUAUUUUCCAUUGAAGGAAGGGUUCUCUUUCAUUGGUAAGCUACCUGCUGAGGACUCUGUACGUGGGCCUAAACCUCCUGCAACCAAGAAGGAUUGUGAGAAUGUUGCAGUACUUGUAGGUUUUCUUGGUGAAUGGAGCCCCUGUAUCAUACCAGCUAGUCAUAUCGUGGAAGGAACAACUAUCCAGCAUACAUUUGUUACUGUUGUGUGGGAAGGAUCUCUUCUUCGUGGGAAAGUGCUGUCUGUUCUACGAAGUGCAGAUGAUGUUGAGAUGCUGGUCCAGUAUCUACCAUGUCCUGUCUCACCAGAAUACAAGAACAAGCUGUUGAUGAUGGUUGGUCUGCCAGGCUCUGGUAAGACAACAUGGACCAUCCAGGCUUGCAAGGAUAUGACUGACAAGAAAUACUACAUCCUUGGCACCAAUCUCAUCAUGGAUAAGAUGAAGGUGAUGGGGCUCCGCCGUCAGCGUAACUAUGCCGGUCGUUGGGACAAGUUGAUGGACUUGGCUACCAAGUGUUUGAAUCGAUUCUUUGAAGUUGCAGCCCGAAAGCGCCGUAAUUACAUUCUUGACCAGACAAAUGUGUAUCCCUCCGCAAGAAGAAGAAAAAUGCGCCCUUUUGAGGGUUUCAGCACCAAAGCAAUCGUAUUAGUUCCCACUGAUGAAGAGUUUAAGAAGCGGGUGGAAAAACGCACUAAAGAAGAAGGCAAGGACGUCCCGGACCAUGCUGUGAAUGAGAUGAAAGCUAACUUUGAGCUCCCUGAGAAGGGUGUGCUCUUUGAUGAAGUGGAAUAUGUUGAGCUGAGUGAGGAGGAGUGCAAGCCCCUGGUAGAGCGCUACCGCAAAGAAGGCAAGGACGCUGGAGGACUCAAACCUCGCUUUGACCGUCGUGGUGGUCGAGACUUCAGAGGAGGCUAUGACCGUGGUGGAUACGGCCGUCAUGAUGACCGAAGAGGAGGCUAUGGCGGCGGUGGUGGCUAUCGCUCUGGUGGUUAUGAUCAUGGUGACCGUCGUGGAGGUUAUGGUGGAGGAGGUGGAUACCGAGGAGGCUAUCGUGAAGGAGGCUGGAACCGUGGUGGCGGUGGAUAUGGUGGUGGUCGCGGUGGCGGAUAUGGCGGUAGUGGUGGCUACGGCGGUGGACGUGGCGGAGGAGGAUACAACAGUGGUGGAUACGGCAGUGGUAGCAGCAGUUACAGUAAUCGUGGAAGCAGCAACUACGGUAGUGGCAGUAGUAACUACAACAGAAACUCCAGCUCUGGUGGGUAUGGAAACCAGAGCAGUGGCGGAAGCUAUGGCAAUCGUCAGAACCAGGGCUCAUACAACAAAUACGGAAACCAGUCCAACUACCAACAGAACAGGCAGUCAAAUUACAAUCAGCAGUCCAGCUACGGGAGUGGUAGUGGAUCAAGUAACUACAGCUCAAACCAAGGCUAUGGUUCUUCAUCAAACUACGGCAACACCUCGGGGUAUGGAAAUAACAGCAACACCAGUAGCUACAACCAGGGCAGUCAAAGCUCGUACAACCAGGGGUAUCAACAGAACCAACAGUCUCAGCAGCAGACGCAGCAACAGUAUGCUAACUAUCAACAGCAGUACCAACAAUACUACCAGCAGAACCCUCAGUAUGCCCAACAGUACGCCCAGUACUACAGCAACUAUGGCAACUAUGGAGGAUCUGGGUCAAGCCAGUAGGCCUGUACAGAUUCAAAGAGAAAGUUGAAGAACAAUGUUGAGAUCAUUUCCAAAAUACAAUACAUCUUGGCUCUUUGAUUAGUUCAGGCUUUCUUUGUGUAGUGACCUCAAGAAUUGUUGAAUUUUUGAAUUUUUAAAAUGCUUGCAUAUUUGUUGACCCUGUCAGUGGUAUUUAGUAAGAAUAUCUGUUCAUUCGACCCCUAACCAGCAAAAUAAUAACCUUUAGCUUUGAUUAUAUGGUGUAAAUACUGCUUGAAUGGUAAAAUAAUUAAAACGAACAUCCUAAUGUGGUAAGUUAAUACAGUUAGUAACAGAUUCUUAUCGUUAAUAUGUGGGAGUAUGUAAAUAGUAAUCAAAUGGAAAAGAUUGUAAUUUUGUUUGUAUUUUUGACCUGUUGUUUUAUAGAUGUUAGAUUUUGUAUUAGAUUACUAUUUGGAUUUCACAUAAAUCUUUUUAUAUGUCAGUGAAAUGUUCUGUCUUACGGAUUAUAUGUUUACUGAUGAUCAUGAAAUGAAUUUUAUGUUUUACAGUGAAGAGAUACAUUCCUGCUCAAGGACAUGUUUGUAAAUAUUGACAUUGCUUUGGAUACACCCUCAACCCAACAUUAGGUGCAUCUUGGGAUUUUGCAUUUUAAGAAAGAAACAACUUAUGUUGUAAUUGUUGAUCACCCCCCCCCCCCCCUGGAAACCUAAUUAAUUAAAAUCAUGAGUCUGAAAUCAUAUGAAAGCCUUAAACUGAUUUACCUGAUAAGUACUCUGUCAGAUCCAGUUUAUUUCACUUGAGUCAUCCAGUUAUCAAGAUAAUUUUAAAAUGAUGUAUGAUGUUUUUUUGUUUAAUUAAAUAUGGUAUUCAUACUUUGUUGGCCAUGCUUUUUAGAUAUUCAAGCGAGAAUUAAACCUUAACGUUGUACAAUAUCCCCUCUUCUGAAAAAAGGGUAAUUGAUAUAUUGAUGAUAGACACAACACAUGGAAUAAUUGGAUGGUAAAAAGCAAAUGAUUCUGUAAGAUCAAUAAGCGAUCCAAUUCAGUGAUAUGUAAAUAUAUAUAUUGUGUUCAUGCUGUCAAUACUACUUGACUCUUAAUUCUUGCCUUCACUGGAAGAAAAGCAUUGGACAAUUACUAAAAUGUGUUUCUUAAUUUUGUACAUAGUUUUAAUAUGCAAAGUGUAUGGUAAGGAUUGUUGUGUUAGAUGUAGACUUGUUGAUUAUCUCAAUCCAUCUACCAUGCUAUCUCAGGAGACACAAGACUCUUUCCUGAUUUAAUAAAUAAUUGAACUGUA
Messenger RNA from Lytechinus variegatus (green sea urchin), 4413 nucleotides. RefSeq names its product heterogeneous nuclear ribonucleoprotein U-like protein 1. NCBI's taxonomy places the organism in Eukaryota, Metazoa, Echinodermata, Echinoidea, Temnopleuroida, Toxopneustidae. The record is from RefSeq and is a predicted model, not a curated record. Gene Ontology annotation, molecular function: protein binding. The coding region runs from base 184 to 3135 and encodes 983 amino acids. The transcript is spliced from 17 exons.